Aspergillus puulaauensis is the source of this 435-nucleotide messenger RNA. RefSeq lists its product as uncharacterized. Bases 1 to 435 code for a protein of 144 amino acids. The transcript has a single exon. The record is from RefSeq and is a predicted model, not a curated record. NCBI's taxonomy places the organism in Eukaryota, Fungi, Ascomycota, Eurotiomycetes, Eurotiales, Aspergillaceae.
AUGCUGACUGAGCAGAAUGGACGACGCUAUCACGCCUAUCGACAGGGAGAGUAUAGGUUGUAUGGCGACCAAUUCACGGGAUUUGGCUGUCGCGAACUUUUGAUCGAGGCGAGCACGAAAUUCGGGAAGCAGCUCGGUGUGGCAAAUAACUAUAAGCAGUGGAUGGUUGGCGCUGGGUUCGGGAACGUCCAGGAGCAUAUCUACAAAGUACCAUUCUCUCCAUGGGCAAAGGGCCCGAAGCUCAAGGAGCUGGGCAGAUACCACCAGACGAAUAUGCUUGAGGUGCUUGAAGCGUACUCAUUGGCGCUGAUGACCCGCUCCCUAGGGUGGACGGUGGAGGAUGUCAAUGUGCUAUUGAGGGAAGUGCGAAAGGAGCUGCUGGACCGGAAACUGCACAUCUAUUCCCGACUAUACGUAGUAUACGGACAGAAGUGA